Messenger RNA from Podarcis lilfordi (Lilford's wall lizard), 6269 nucleotides. The record is from the annotation of a GenBank genome assembly. NCBI's taxonomy places the organism in Eukaryota, Metazoa, Chordata, Lepidosauria, Squamata, Lacertidae.
AUGAGGCUGUCUUCCAGCAUCCUUUUUCUUGGUUAGUAUCCCACCUUGCAGGAUGGUGGGGGCAGAGCAAGUGGCCAAGGCGCUGUGGGGAGCUCAGAGGCCCAGCUUCAGAUCCUUUUGCUCAGAUGCCUCACCUCUAACGCAAUCCUCUCCUUUCCAGGGUGUUGGCUGACCAGGCAGUGGCAAAUGGCUAGAGGUGAGUUUGGGUCAACAAAAUAAUCCCAAGAGUGGGAGAGAGGCAUAGGGCAGAAUGGGAGUUCAAUACCAGGGCCUCCCACAAUCAAGCUUGCUUUUCUCACUACUGCUGAAUGAUAAGUGGUAGCUCCCACACUUUCCCUGUAGUGUGCAAGGAUGACAGGUGCAAGUGCCCCACUCUCCUUUGUCUUUAGACAACCUGUGUCCAUCUCAGUUGUCCAUGUGUAACUCUGAAGUUUCUGUAGGAAUGUUAAGGAAGGUAGGAGAGGAUAAAUUUAUUAGAUAUGUUCUUUCCUCGCUCAUGCUGGUGAGCAUAGAGCAGAUCACAUUCCUUGCAGUAAACAACAACAACUAUCAUUAUUAUUUACUGCAAGAAAUGCUAUUAUUAUUAUCAUUAUUAUUAUUAUUAUUAUUAUCCCCAGCCACUCUAGGAGGCUUCCAUCAGAAUAUUAAAAACAGAAUAAAACUUCAGACAUUAAAAACUUCCCUAAACAGUGCUGCCUUCAGAUGUCUUCUAAAAGUCAGAUAGUUGUUUAUUUCCUUGCCAUCUGAUGGGAGGGCGCCACUGCUGAGAAGGGUCUCUGCCUAGCGACGUUUGUUGAUGGCUGGUUUCAGCCUUUUAACUAAGCAAUCCAGGAGGCCCUUUGUGCAGACGCGAUUCUUCCUGGUCAUUUCCCCUUUAUUUCCCUCUUAAAACAAUAACAACACAAAGUCAUCUUAUUAAAAUAAGAAUAAAGUUGACUCACAUUCAGAGCAGGCUUUAGCUGCAGCUUCGGUUUCAUUUGCAGGAAAAUGUAGACAAGGGAAGUGAUGUCUCAGACGUACAACAUGUGGCCUACAUCCUUUGUUAUGGAUGAGGCUGCAUAUGAACAGCAGGAUGAAGAGUAGGUCAAAAGAAAUCCAAAAGAGAGAUUCAAAAGAGGAAGAUGGCUGUGUGCCCAGCCCUUUUAUAUGGCUUCACUUGGGUCACACCUAUCUACCUGGUCACACACAGAGGAGUGGCUCCCAACAGGUAUUGCAGGAAGUCCUCCCUUUUUGGAGCCACCUUCCUCUGUGUGUCCAUUCUAGGAAACAAGGAAUGUUGGACUUGACUGCUCUACAGUGGUGCCUCGCAAGACGAAAUUAAUUCGUUCUGCGAGUUUUUUCGUCUUGCGAAUUUUUCAUCUUGCGAAGCACGGUUUCCCAUAGGAAUGCAUUGAAAAUCAAUUAAUGCGUUCCUAUGGUCAAAAAAAAGUCCAAACAAAGCCAAAUUUGGUACAAAAAGAGUUUAUUAAGUGCUCUUUAAAGUCACACAUACUGUAAAGAGCAUUUCAAAAAUUGAAGGAACAAUAAUUUAAGUUUCUAAACAUGACAGAAAAGCAUUUAAAAAUCACCAAAGUGUACUGUACAUACAUUUUCUAAGAUUCUGGGGGGACAACUCGAAGAAGGUUCCUCUUCCACUCUUUGCUUCUUGCUGAAGAACCUGUCCAUGGUCUGCUGCUUCAUCCGCCUUUUCAGCACCUCCCUGAAAGACAACAUGACCCUCGUAUCAAAAGUGUUCGCAAGGUCACAUGUCAGGUCCUUGUCAGGGUGGUGCCACUGUGCAAAAGCCUGCACAUCUUUCCACUUCUGGCAAAUGUCCCUCAGUUCUUUGGAGGACAGCUGUUCCUCAGUUGCUUCCUCCUCUUCCAGCGAGGCCUGCUCCUGCGCAGCCUCUGCCUGCAGUUCGACCAGCUCCUGGGUGGUCAGCUCGUGGUCGUGCUCCUCCACCAGCUCGCUGACGUCCUCCUCUGUGACCUACAGGCCCAUGGUCCUCCCCAAGGAAACAAUGUCCUGCACCACUGUUGACUCUGGUGCAUCAGAGUCACUUGGUGCCCCAUGGCAGCACAGCUCCUACCUUCGCAACCCCCCCCAAAAAAAUAAUCAGUGCUUCACAUCCAAAAAAUUCAAAAGCACCAAACCUCCCAGAAAACACACAAGCUUCCAGAUUCUUGCAAACCCCUUCUCAACAAUUCCCUGACCCCCCCAGCCACCCACCACACAGAAAUCCAAACCCAGAAAUCUUUUUUUUAACAACAGCAGAGUGCCCCAAUGGUCACAAAAAUCAUAAAAUGCAGAAAAAACACACACAAGCUUCCAGAUUCUUGCAAACCCCUCCCCAACACCAAGUCCUUGAAUUCCAAACACCCCAACACAAAAUCCAAAACCCCCCAAAAAAGUUUUAAAAGUUUGACUUACCAAAUGGCUGCAAAAGAAGUUUUGGAAAAGCUUCAAAAAUCACCAAAGUCUUCAAAAACCUCAAAAAAGGCUACCACACCGCGUGCUAUGAGUUGCUCCUCGAAGUCAAGUCGCAACUGCACCUCUUCAAGCAAUGCAACCUGGGUAUUAACGGUUUUAAGAAAAAGGAAACAAACUUGCAAGACGUUUUCGUCUUGCGAAGCAAGCCCAUAGGGAAAUUCGUCUUGCGAAGCAACUCAAAAAACGAAAAACUCUUUCUUCUUCUGAGUUUUUCGUCUUGUGAGGCAUUCGUCUUGCGAGGUACCACUGUAUGUCUAUACCCGACAUUUCCAAGGAAGGUACCUGCUACCUUUUGGACUCGGUUCUCUUUUGACUCUUCCUCAAGCUACUGCAUCUCUGAGUGAUGAUAGAGCUGCUUUUUAAAACAAAAAAACUUUGCUGACCAGAAAUUUACACAAACCGAUAGAUAUGGGCUGCAUUGUAGCGGAUCCCAAACGCCCCUCCUCCGGCCAUGAAUCAGAUGAAAAUUGGUGAGAGUCUUGGAGGAUGACUUACGGUAAUUCAUUUUAUGCCUGUUGUAGCUGUUGUAAUACACUGUGCCGGAUGUCGCAAGAUUUGUAGGUGUGUGUUUUUUUCUCAGACAGGCCUCAGACCCCCUAAAUGAAGCUCAUGGGCAGCCAGCUGCUCAGGGACCACAGCUUGAUAACUCCUGCUCUGUUGGAUAAUGUCAAAGCAGAGUCAUCCAGCACUGCCGUUUGAAUUUUUGUACAAACUCACUCUAUUUGAUUCUCCAGCUGCAGGUGAAAGCCUCCUAUUUGACAGGAGGAGGCUGUUGCAAGUGUUUCACCUUCAAACCACCUUCUCAUUCUCUUUCUUGAUCAGGAAUAUAUACGGAGCCCUCAAUUUCAGUGAUUCCCAGUCCUAAUGUCGCCCUUGGAGGGCAUUUCUACAUCAGCUGUGGGAGUCCUCAUUAUAAAGCCACCUUUCAGCUCUUCAAGGGAGAGUCUGUUGUGUAUGAGCGAUCUGAGACAUCUACAGCUUAUACAGUGGAUUUUUUUCAUUUCUGAGGCCAAACUAGAACAUGGAGGAAUUUAUCAGUGUAGGUAUUGCUUCUAUCGCACAUGCUCGCGUCUAAGUGACAGACUUUACAUCAACGUAACAGGUGAGGGCUUGGCUUAGUCUCUGUGUGACAGUUUUACAAAUGACGCUAAAAUGGGUGUUGGGUUUAUUCCAUCUGCCAGUCAAAUGGGGGGAAAGUGCACUGAUUGAACUAUAUAACUGAACUGAUCAAAAUAUUUACCUAUCAAAAGGGAUUCUUUAUCUCCAUUUCUAUUUAAUCAUUAGUAUUUUGUUCCAGAUUAAAAUGCAUUCUCUGUAACCAAAGUCGUAAUGGAAUGCAGAUGGUGUAGCACACUAUAUAACCCCCUGCUCUGUACUCUAUUUGUCACACACCCAGGUCCUAGUCAACCAACAAGGCAAUGGACGUUACUAUACACCCUGAAGCCUACAAUGGAGGGUCCACAGCAAUCCUACCCCAAUAGGUUCUGUCCCUCUCCCAGGGCAUCUCUGCUGUGCAGCUUGCCUUCCCUGACAAGGCUCACAUCCCACCUGUGUUCUCUGCCAACAAAUCUCCCGAGUAAUGGCAUAAAUGCAUCCUAUCAAUAUUCACACUCUGAAUAGCAUAUGGUUUUCUAUGCUCCCCAAUAGCAUUUUACAAAGCCAGACUAUUGUGUAAGAUUAAAGGAUUAAGCAUCCCUCUUUUUCUCUUUCUCCCCCUGGAUAAGCUUUUCCCAAACCUUCCAUCUCAGUGAUCCCAGGUGAGGUGAUUGCUCUGGAAGGAAAUGCCAACAUCCACUGUAAGACCGAAAAACAGCAAGAAGCAGAGUUUACUCUACACAUUAAAAAUUCUUCAAAUACUUAUGAAAGCAAGAAGAUGGGAUCAGGAGAAGUUCUAUUUCCUAUUAUCAAUGCCAAAGAAUCAGAUGGGGGCAUCUAUCACUGUAGCUAUUGCUUAAAGCUCGAGAACACUCAAGAAUGCUCAAACUACAGUGAUGAAGUACACAUCAAAGUAACGGGUAAGAUCCUGUCUUAAUCCUUGUAUGCAUCUUUUGCAAAUUGCACCAAUACAGGUUUUAAUUUGCUGCAAUUGUAAAUGAAAUUGGAAACGUGUGCUGGCUCCACCAUUCAAAUGAUAGCAUUUCUCAGCAAUUAAGUCUUUUUUAAUUAAGGUAUGUACAUUGUUGCUGUUUUUUUUUUAAAAAAAGUAUAAUGUUAUUUCAAAUUUAAUAGACUAGACCAUAAUGUAAACAUAACUUUUACAUGCACUGGGAAACAAACAAAUAAAUGUGCAAUUGACUUUACUGUGAUAUUUGCUUUAUUGCGGUGGUCUGGAACCAAACCCACAACAUAUCUCUGAGAUAUGCCUGUAUUAUAGUAGCAGAAUGAGGCUGGCUGAGUAGGAGAUGAAUUGACUGACAUGGUCAUUAGCAGGAGAUAUUCCUUGAUUACCGUCAACAUUGCUACUCCCUGCCUCCCCUUUUAUUCCAACAUGUAGAUCCCAGCCUCUCCAAACCAUCCAUCAGAAUGAGACCUGGGGACCCACGUUAUCCCUCUUUGAUAUUCUGAAGUAUCGGGGGUGGCUAACCCACAGUAUGUGGAUUAUAUCCAGUCCCACUAAACUUUUUCAUUUACCAUAUUUUUCGCUCUGUAAGACGCACCAGACCACAAGAGGCACCUAGUUUUUGGAGGAGGAAAACAAGAAAAAAAUAUUCUGAAUCUCAGAAGCCAGAACAGCAAGAGGGAUCGCUGCGCAGUGAAAGCAGCAAUCUCUCUUGCUGUUCUGGCUUCUGGGAUAGCUGUGCAGCCUGCAUUCGCUCCAUAAGAUGCACACACAUUUCCCCUUACUUUUUAGGAGAGAAAAAGUGAGUGUUAUAGAGCAAAAAAUACGGUACUUAAUAUCCUGCCCUUCCACCUUCCUCUGCUGCCACCAUCUCCACCAGUAGCUUCAGACUCAGGCUCAGGUUCCUCCAGGUCCUCUUCUUGAGUUCCUCAUUGCAAGUCCUCACAAUCUGCCAAUGCAUUCCCAACUGACCCCCCCAGGCAGUGCUGAACCUGACCUUCUGCUCUCUUCAGCCAGGACCAUCCAACCAAUCCAUUGGUGGAUGAAAUUUCAAGCCCACAUUAUGGACCAGUAAUUCUGAACGGAACACCCAGCAAGUGACCAAUCACAAACUGACCACUUUUGGAUGCUCCUGCAUUUUCAUAAAAACUGAAACGCAACAUGUAUCCCUGCCAUCUUAUUAGUAGAGCUGUUAGUUGGUCCACUGCUUGCAGACUUAGUAUGCUUUGUAUCAUCUCUCUGACUCUAGUCAGAAGGAAAAGGCAAGUGGAGUAGAUUAGAAGACUGCUUCCACUGGCAGGUAGAUCCCGCAGGCUGUUCUUAUGUUCUUAGAAAUCAGAAGUAAGUCUCACUGGACUCGAUGGGGCUAAGUAUGCUGAGGGCUGGAAGUUAGAAAGUCAAUUUGGAGGGAUGGGAGGAACUCGACGACUCGAGAGAGUCAAAAUAUAGGUGAUGAAAAGAAAUGUAAAAAAAUAUGGUGUUUUUUGAAAAUGAAAAUGUUAAUAAAUAAUAUUAUUAUUAUUAUUUUAAAAGUAUGCUGAGGGCCACAGCCUUGGAGUAAUCUCCCUCCCCACCCUGCCUUCACAACCAACAAUUGAGUAGUAACUCUUCUCUGUCUCACUCUGCAGCAAACACUUUUACAUCCAUGGAGAUCAACAUCCGCCUGGGAGUUGCUGGCUUGGUCCUGCUUUCCUUGGUGCUGAUCGUGGCUGAGUUUCUGUACGGCAGGCAAGGCUGA